AUGGUCCACCAGAUCUCCGCCCCGCUCCCGACGCCCCCGACGUCCCCGAGCCUGAGCGAGCCCCAGCUCGUCGAGUCCCGCGGGAGCAGCACCCGGCCGGCCCUCCAACUCCUCGACCAGCUCGUCAACUUCUACCAGCAGGAGCGCGUCUGGGUGCACCACACCCGCGCCGCCCUCUUCGAGCUCGCCAUGGCGUCCUCCGCCGCCGCCGGCCCGUCGCUCUCGACGUCCACCAGCGACGACCCCUCGCCCUCGAGCACGCACCCGGACGAGCUCCCCGCCGCCGACCCGCACAGCGGCGUGCCGGACGUGACCGUCAAAUCCGAGCCCGUCGACGUCGACAUGGCCCUCGCCGGCCUGUCCAAGCCCGACCGCCACACGCGCUGGAUGCGCCGCAAGAACAGCAUGCGCCUCCAGCUCAAGCUCGACGGCAUCUCGCCCGCCACCCGCGGCCGCUCGCGCAGGCGCCGCGGCGACCCCGCCCCUCCUCCGCCCGUACCUCAAAUCGCGAACCUGCAUCAUCACCAGCUGUACGCGGCCGAGGUCGACGAGCCGCUCAUGCCCGGCGAGCACGGCGCGCGACUGCUCCAGCAGUUUGGAGACCUCAUGGACGCUCGGAUGGAGAGCUGCCAGCGGGUGACGAGGCUCGUGCAGGAGGCCGGCAGGCAGGACCUCCUGUACGGCGACCGAUGA
Molecule: messenger RNA, 693 nt
Organism: Punctularia strigosozonata HHB-11173 SS5
Lineage: Eukaryota; Fungi; Basidiomycota; Agaricomycetes; Corticiales; Punctulariaceae
Exons: 1
Coding region: 1-693 (230 amino acids)
Source: RefSeq, a predicted model, not a curated record